ACCAGCAGGUGCUGACCUCUAUUUACGAAUGUUGUAAUUAAAUCCAGUAUGGUUUCCACAACAAAGUAGUCGGCGAUUUUAUUUUGGAAAUAAUGUUCAAAGCAUUUGUUAUGAAAGUACAGACAAAAUGAAGUUGCUUACUUCCAGCUUUUUGUAAAUCUUAGUGAUAAUUCAUUAGUAACUAUUGUGCAACUUAGGAUAGUACUUAAAAAUCAUAUAAUCAUGUCCUGCCAAGCCCAUCACCAGUAUGUAAUAAUCCUAUUGCUUUUGUAUCCUUUCCUUUAUGCCGUUUAUGGAAAUCCUAUUGAAUAUGCCCCAGCUCAAGCAGACAAGGAGGUCAAUAUGACUAUUGAAGUCCUAAAGUAUGAAAAUCCACUUCGGUUGCCUCUUGGUGAAAAUGUGACUUUAAUUUGUAAGACAAAAUGGAUGACUAGCAAAAUGAUGUGGGGAUUUAAUGAUCAAGUUCUUGAUACAAAUCAGAUUAACGAACAAGAUGGGUUUAAACUGGAAAUGGAGAGUGAAAACAUAAAUAAAGAGUCAGGCAAUAAGUUUGAAGUUUCUAUAUUGCACAUUCUAAACAUAAAUUUUAAUCAUACUGGCCAGUAUACAUGUCAUGCAACAAAUCAGAAUAUAAGUGAGCUAGAUCUAACAAACAUAAUUCUUAAUGUAACAAAACCUGUUAGUGUUGUACAGAUCAGUGAACCAAUUUACACAAAAAUCCAUAAUACUGUUAACCUAACAUGUGUUUUUGAUGGAUACCCUAUUGAUUAUGUUAGUUGGUUAAAAGAUGACAACACUUUGCCAUUUGACACAUGGAGUACAACUGUUAUAAAUGAAACUACCAUCAGUUCAACUUUAAAGGUGCAAGUCACCAAACAUGAUAAUGGCACAUAUUCCUGUGCAGCUGGUAAUGAAAUUUCUAAUGUAAAUGCCUCAACAGCUAUAUUGGUAUUAGAUAAACCACAUAUAAUCAUUGAUGUUAUAAAACCAAUUGGUACAAAUAAGAUUUUUAUGAAUUGGACAGUAAAUGAUGGAAACAGUCCUAAAGAUCUUCAAUAUGUUGUGCAAUAUAAAUCAGAUAAUGAUACUGAAUGGCUUUAUUAUCGUUCCAAAUUAAAUAAUUCCAAAAAUUUUUUGAUCUUAAAUGUAGAAAGAAACAACUCAUUUUACACUGUAAGAAUUCAAGCCAAGAACUCUCAAGGAGAAAGUCCAUAUGCAACUAGCGCCCCCCUUCAAAUGCUUGAUGAAGAACCAAUAUUCGUCCCUGAAGUGACAGUUACUGGCGUCACUUCUAGCUCAAUUACGAUCAAAUGGAGCAUGCCUCCAGAAAAAUUUAGGGACCAUAUACAUUACUAUAACCUCAUUCUUAGAUCUUAUAAUAGUCCUCAAAAAUUUGAGGCCAUACAACCAGCCAGAGAUUACCUAUACAUGUUUUCCGAACUGCACUCGGCUACCACGUAUAAUUUCCAAAUUGCAGCUUGUAGUGAUUAUAGCAGAGAGUGUGGACCAUGGUCAGAAAUUGUUAAUGGAACUACAAUGGAUGGUAUUUCAGAGGCGCCAUCAAAUGCAUCAAUAGAAUGUCGCUCUGAUAAUAUCAGCCAUACAAACUUUGUCUAUGUUUCUUGGGAACCUCCAAAACAACCUAACGGCAUAAUUCAAACCUAUAAUGUAAAUUUAGAGGGCAGCGCCACUUUUAUCAAUGAACAAGGUCAUCUAGAACACGUUACUUGGGGACCAAAAGUUACCAGUACUAGUGAAAAGACGCUCAUUACACGUUUUUACAAUGUGUCAGCCAACACAAAUUAUACUGUCAGAAUAUCUGGGGUAACGCGUUUGAGAAAAAACGGUAUACCAAAAACCCUUUCUUGCCAAAUGCCUCCGGCCUUACCAGAUAAACAGAAAAUAGCCAGAAUCCAUUGGAAGAAAAUGGAAGAGCAGCUAGGGAAGUGGAUGUUCAAACUCUUUGUUCCGAGAAUUUCCGAGAGAAAUGGGCCGAUUUGUUGCUAUAGAAUUUAUUUGGUGCGUAUGGAGGAUCAACAAAAACUAUCUGAUCUUCCUACUCCUGAAGACCUGACCAUCAUGUCUUAUCAAGAGGCCCAUAGAACUCCUAAGGGAGGAGCUUAUGUUGCUGAAAUGUUUGACAGUGCUUCUUUUCACAAUGAAGUAUUUUUGGGAGAUGACAAAGUUUUUAACACAACCAAUUCUGAAUGUGACCAGUGUAUUGGUUUGAGACCCUAUAACACCCCUAAGGAAGAUAAAAUCAAAGAAAGGAACCAAAACAAGACUCAAGGUGAUAUUUCUAACAGAGUGAGAAGGGAUGAAAUGCUUAGCGAUCCAUUACCUCCGAAUGAUGGAAAUUUAGAUAUUAGUAGUAAUUACACAGGAUUUGUUGAGAUAAUUGUUCGUGGAAGUUCUACUCCAGUUUUUCUGGUGGCGUACAGUAGUUAUCUUGAUAUGAUGAAUCCAGGACCAGAAGUAUUAACGGCUCCUCGUACAGCAACUAUUAGUCUUAUAUUUCAAGUUCUUUGUGGUUUAAUGGUUGUGAUACUGGUACUACUUGGAGUCUUAUGCAUUUUGCAUAGAUAUACUAAGCAAGCACAUGCUCAAGCAGUCGAGAUGAUUACCUUCAGAGCUUCAUUGAGAAACCUGCGUGGUAGACAGAGGUUGGUGUCUCUUAAUCCUCCUGAUAUGAGUCCAAUUAAUAAAUCAGAACUAACUACGGCAUAUGUGGAACAUCACAGAGAUUCUGACUAUGGAUUUCAGCAGGAGUUUGAGCUUUUACCAGACAGGUUUUCUGAUAGGACUACAAGAUCAUCAGAUUGCAAAGAAAACAUUUACAAAAACAGGUAUCCAGAUAUCAAAGCCUAUGAUCAGACUAGAGUUAAAUUGUCGCAAGUUGACGGAAUCGCUGGAUCAGAUUACAUAAACGCGAAUUUCGUAAUGGGUUAUAAGGAACGAAAGAAGUUUAUUUGUGCUCAAGGACCGAUGGAUACUACCGUCAACGAUUUCUGGCGUAUGAUUUGGGAGCAACAUUUAGAAAUGAUUCUCAUGUUGACGAAUCUGGAGGAAUACAGCAAAACAAAAUGUGCCAAGUACUGGCCUGACAAAGCUGAUGGAGAAAAGACCUUUGGUAAAAUUACAGUUACUCAUCUACAAGAAACGCGUUACUCAGAUUACAUAGUAAGAGAUUUGAAGAUUGUCCGAAUAUCAAACAAUGGUAAAGACAUUGAAGAACGUCGAAUAACACAAUACCAUUAUUUAGUGUGGAAAGAUUUUAUGGCUCCAGAACACCCAAGUGGCAUCAUAAAGUUUGUUAAAAGAGUUAAUGAGGCUUAUAGCAUUGAAAAGGGUUGCAUAUUAGUUCACUGCAGUGCUGGCGUUGGUCGUACCGGAACGUUAGUUGCUUUAGACUGUUUGCUUCAACAAUUAAGGGAGGAAGGUCAGGUGUCAAUAUUUAAUACCAUAUGUGAUUUGAGACAUCAGAGAAACUUUUUAGUCCAGUCAUUGAAACAAUACAUAUUCAUUUACCGGGCCCUUAUGGAGGUUACACAGUAUGGCGACACAGAAUUAAUGGUGAAUGAGUUAAAAACAUCAGUGGAUAAGUUGCGUCAGACAGAUAAAGACAACAAAUGCAAGCUGGAAGAAGAGUUUGAGAAUAUCAUUAACGCUUUUGAAGACAGAAAAUCGUGUUCAGUCGCGAGUGGAGAUGAAAACAGAGACAAAAACCGAUCUGACGGUGUUCUACCAUACGACAGAAACAGGGUGAUUUUGACUCCACUCUCCGGAAAAGAACAUUCGACUUACAUAAAUGCUUCGUUCAUAGAGGGUUAUGAUAAUACAGAAUCAUUCAUUAUAAGUCAAGACCCGAUGGAGAAUACUAUCAACGACUUCUGGCGCAUGAUUUCUGAGCAAGGUAUAAGUGUCAUUGUGAUGCUUUCUGAGUUGGGUGAGAACAAAUGCGCCAGGUAUUGGCCAGAAGAGGGCUGUGAGGGUACUUAUGAUCAUAUCACUGUUAGGUAUGUUCAGGCUGAGACUUGCCCUUAUUAUACUAGGAGGGAGUUCUUUGUUAAGGGUCGAGACGGGGAGGAACAUAAAGUGACGCAUUUACAGUACCAUGGAUGGCCAACUGUCGAUGGGGAGGUCCCUGAAGUAACGAGAGGUUUGAUUGAACUGGUCGAUUACUCUCAAACUGCGAUUAUAAAAACAGGGUGCUCUCCUUCAAUGGUGGUUCAUUGUAUUUCCGGUUCCGAUCGGAGUUCAAUGUUUGUCGGACUCAGUAUAUUGGUGCAGCAGCUCCGAACUGAGCGUAGAGUUGACGUUUUUACUGUCACUCGUAAACUCAGGUCUCAAAGACAGGCUUUAAUUAACUCUUACGCACAAUAUGAGUUUUUACACAGGGCUAUAGUAAACUACGCAGAGCUUCACGGUUUAAGCGAAUCAUAAAAAACUCUAAAUAAAACUGUGCCAUAUACGAAAUGUCAUUCCAAAAAAGAACCUUAUUUGUUGGUUUAAGAGGAAGUUUGGGUAUUUUUAUAUGUGCUGUACUUUUAUAUAUUAUAACAUAUUAAUCUUUGUAAAGAAAAAUAAUAUUUCCAGUAAAAACCGCCAUUUCGGUUUUAAAAACCAAAGUACUCAUAGGCAACGCGUUUUUAGAAUUUUUUAAGAGUAGUAUUGGUAUUAAUGGUAAUAAUCACGUUCCCUUAAUCGCAAAUAGAUCAUAUAAAGGAUAAACUAUUUUGCUCAAAUUUUAUUAUUUUUUUAACACAAAAUAUACGUUUAAGGGUAGAACAAAUCUUUGUGGUUAUCGAAGAAUGAAAAUUUUCAUUGUGACAAGUUUUGAUGUUAAGUAGUAGUUAGAAGUUUUUCCACUAACACUGUAGGCAAUCUCAUAGUUAUGUAGUAUACGUUUUAGGUCGCUAAUUAGCUGAUGUACUCAAAAAAAUGGCAAACUAGUAUUUAUAUAUUUUUUUUACUGAAUAGUACGUCAACUUACAACAUAUACAAUUUAUUUUUGCAUAUAUUAAAUAGAACCCAAUUAAAUAAUGCGUUUUUAUAGUUGUCAUUUUAAGACAAUUUUUUGAAUCUCUCAUGCAUUCUACUUUAAUCUCGAUUAGCUAUCUGAAUAGGAUAUCUCCUAAAAUAUAAUAAUUGUCUUAAUUUAUGAAAUGAAACCGCUUUAUGUUCUUAAGACUGAAUCCUCUAAAAACUUAAUGCCAAAAUAUAAUUUAUUCUUAGGAAGUAUCUACUAAACAACCAAAGACUUUUUUUACCAAAAUUAGUUUUUUUGUGAUACGCACCGAAUUACCAAAUCGUAGUAAGCUAUUUUCGGGAGUUUCUGUUUAAUAUGUGCCUAAAACAUCUUUUAUAUUAAAAGAUUACUUGACUUUAAUUAAUACUAUCUGCUUAAAAAAACUCUAAAUAUCCAUACCUGUUGGUCACCUAACUAUCAUCCAUACUACCAAAAAUUUGUUGCCACUUUACAUAAAAAAUCACAUUUUAUAUUUUUUUUUAUACAUUUUAGAAGAAUUGAGGUUUGGGAUUUUUUAAAAUGUAUUGCAAAAUCAGAAAAAAAAAAUUGUUUUCGUUAGUCGUUUGACCAACGAAACGUAUAGAGACAUGGAGAUUUAGUCUAAUAGUUUGGUAUUUGGAUCACCCAUUCAUACUACAUAUUUACUGCAGUACAUUUAAAGAAAUCUUCAACUUUUUCCAUGCUUAUGGUAAUUCUUUUGCCAGUAAUUUUGUAUAUAAAUUUGGUCAGGUUUAUCCUUGUUUGAGCACUUGAUAUCUUAACUUAGUGCUACUUUAGAAUAAAUAAUAUAUCAUGUUUCCUUCUAAACUAUAUCGCUAAAGACGUGCAAUGUCUUAUUCUUGUGCAGUUCUUUGUAUAUUAUUUUACUUUAUUUUAUCUUAGUUUAUGUGCCAAUGCAUUGGCAAUGUUAGUGAUAUUUUGUUAUAUGUUCAUUUUAUUGCACCAUAUUUGUAUUAUAUUUUUUAGUAUCUUGCAACAAAAACAUACAUUUUUAAAGUAGCGUGACUUGUGUUAACAACAUAAUGCAAAUGCAUUAAUAACACUCUUUUGUAAUAAGUUUAAUUUUGUUAGGGUUUCAUAAGACUUUCCUGAAAGUACCUUGGUUAAAAUUUCAAAUUAUCCUGAAAACUGUCACACUUGCUCAAUCACUUCAUUGCAAUAAGUCUUACGUUUAGAUCAUUUUAGCAAGGUUUGUAAACUUUCCGGGUGUCUUUCGAAAGAACAACGUAUAUAACUUUUUAAGUUUUUUUUUAUAAUUUCAGGGUCGAUGAGUAUUUAAGUUUCUUUCUUUCGUUACGUUUUAAAAUUUUUAUUUUAAAUAAAAAAACAGAUAAUUAAGGCAUUCUUUUUUUAAUGUGGAUCACUGAUGUCGUAAUUACCUGGUUUUUCCAUAUACAUAUGUUACCUCAUGCUUAUGCAGAUAUAUUUACAAUAAAACUGCUUAUAGGUAAAAUUAGCCAUGUGUCUAUCCUAUAGGCAAAAUGAAACUUAUAGCAGGUUUUAUUUUAACAUUUUCUGUAUAUGCCUUUCUGCAUAGAUUUUUACAAUUUAAAGAGUAGGAGGAACAAGAUAUGUAAGAAUAUAUCAGUAAAUGUUAGAAAAUUAUCAUAUGCAGCUAUAAGUUUUUUCACUCAUUAAUGCCAUAAAGAUUAAUCAAUUGCCAACUUAUCUUACUUUUAGCCAGAAAUUAUUUAGUGUUUUUUUAAUGCUUUUUUAAUUAAAUUGCAAAAUUGAAACAUCGAGUAGCUUGAUAAUGAUGUUCACUAAAUUUACUUUUUUUUUAGCAACUAGAGCAUUUAUAGAAUUGGUUUUACUCUAGAUAUGCUGUAAUACUCUUUAGACUACAAGGUCGCUUUUGGCUUAUAUGUAUUUUGUAUAGAUUCAAAUAAUGUGUAUCGUAAUUAUUUUUGUUGGUUUU
Molecule: messenger RNA, 6947 nt
Organism: Anthonomus grandis grandis
Lineage: Eukaryota; Metazoa; Arthropoda; Insecta; Coleoptera; Curculionidae
Gene: Ptp69D
Product: tyrosine-protein phosphatase 69D
Exons: 8
Coding region: 223-4443 (1406 amino acids)
Biological process (GO): protein dephosphorylation
Molecular function (GO): protein binding; protein tyrosine phosphatase activity
Source: RefSeq, a predicted model, not a curated record